UAGGGGUUUCAGACAAGAAGAUCCAAUAUCACCAUGUAUAUUUUGAUUGUGUGCAGACAUCUCGAGAAUUGUUUUUAGAAAUGAUAUACUUAUCAAAGAAAUAGUUAUACAAGAUGACGGAUUGAAAUAAAUGCAGCAUGUAGACGACACUGAAAUUUAAGUUCACUUUUGACUCGUUGGUUGAUUUACGCCCCCUCAAUAAUAAUUCAUUCACUUAGACAGAGAGACGCCAACAGCUGUAUGUGAAGUGAACUUUGCCAUUAAAAAAUAACUCUUAGCCCUUUCACCGGUUGACCAGUUUGCAACACUUUUAUUACGGUGCCCGGGUAGAGGUAGCGCUCUCACUUCUCACCGCUGCAGCCCGAGUUCGAUCCCCGUAAUCGAACGUCAGUGGUAGAAUGUGAGAGGGUAUGGUGGUCGCCUGAUUGGACACGUGGGUUUCCUCCCACAUGAUGAACCCCUAGCGCAAACAUCCGCGCUUCAAAGGGAACCUUUGGAAAUAAACUUUUGAGAUUUCAUGGGUUAUUCUUGGUGUUAAUUUAUGUAUGUCUGUAUGUAUGUAUUAACCGAAUAAACAAUUCUUUAUUUUAUUUUUAUUUGGAUUAUUUAUACACUAUAUACCAAAUAGAAAACAUGAUAAGAACUUUUAAAUAAUUUAAAAGGUACUCUACAUCGUCCUAAUGGUUGUCUUCCUUUAAUUACAUGGAUGAAAAUAUGAAUAUCAACAAUAUUGUAUAUUCAUUUCAAAUAGCAUUGCCUAGAUGAGUAGCUCAGUAGGUUAGCACGUUGACGGCUGAACUGUAGAUCGCGUGUUUGAGUUCAGCAGGGUUUUUAAUUUUUUUUUCCAGAUUGCUUUAUAGUAAAACUGCAUUUUUUUUUACUAAACAAAGUAAAUUUGAAAGUUUUCAAUUUCAAAAUAUUGUUGCACAUAUCCUCCACUUUUCAUCCACAUCAAAUUUCUCUGGUGUAGCAAUAUACCUCUUUAAUUUUAUACACACACUGGAAGAUGUUUGCAUUGUUUUGUGUGUUUAAAAUUGCAUCUUCUAGGGUUUUUUUCUAUCCUAAAAAUAUCUUGAUGUUUAGAGGACACUUCGUGGUAUAAUGUUUUGUUUGCUGAAUUCAGGGCGUCUCAGCCCCGCCACCAAACUUUGUUCCUGGGACUAUUAUAAAGUUCAAGGUCAAAAACUUUAUACCAAGCUGAACGAGGUCAACGACUCUUACUACAACCUGGCCAUUCCAUACCGUAUAAUAAUCCCACCAUAAGCCAGAUAGCGGUCAGUCUCGGAAAACAAUGGAACUUUCCGGUAUCGAGUUCGGUGCUGCAAUGAAAAAAGAGUGUUUUCAUUUUGAGGAUGGAUUUACGUUCAUUAAUCACGGGUCAUUUGGAGUUGUCCCCACAAAGAUCAGAGAAAAACAAAAACAAUUACUUGAUGUUCUUAACGAUAACCCAGGGGUGUUCUACAGACAAACAAACGUAGAACUUUUUCAAAGAUCCAUAGACGCUGCAGCCAAGUUUUUAGGAGCGGAUCCUUCUAAUUUAGUUUUUGUACAAAAUGCCACAGCAGGUGUGAACAGCGUUUUAAAAUCAUUUCCAUGGCAGAAAGGUGACGAAAUUUUGGCGUCAAUAUACACGUACAAAGCAGUGGAAUACGCAUGUAGGAAGGUAGCCGAGUUUCCCACAGGAGGACACAUUCAUCAGUUUGAGAUACGCUUCCCCAUCAAGGACGAAUCAGAGGUUGUUGAUAAUAUGACGUCAUUUCUGGACAAACAUCCCAGAAUCAAACUCGUGGUAUUAGACCAUAUAACAAGUCCCACGGCUCUUGUGUUCCCUGUGAAGAAAAUGAUAGCAGAAUGCAGAAAACGCGGAGUUUUGGUUUUAAUAGAUGCUGCGCACGCACCAGGUCAACUUGAGAUAAACCUGGAACAACUUGAUCCCGAUUUCUAUACGGGAAACUUCCAUAAGUGGGUGUUUACACCUCGAGGGUGCGCGAUUCUCUGGAUUCGUAAGGACCACCAGAACUGGUGUACUCCCCUUGUGACAUCACAUAUGUAUAAGAAGGGGAUUCAGUUGGAAUACCGUGUUCAAGGGACACGUGAUGACAUCCCAUACUUCCUGGUACCAGAUUCUAUUCAGUUUUAUCAAGACGUGGGCGGAAGGGACAAGAUCGUCCAAUACACAAAUGCCCUCCUGGACAAGGCCAGCGUGUUGAUAGCAGAGAGACUGAAUACAGAAGUACUACAGAUUCCCAAGUCUAUGGAAGCGCCUGGCAUGAGGCUCGUUUUGUUACCAGAAUUUGAGGGAUAUGAGAAGACCUGGGAAGGCUCCGAAAAAAUGUACAUGGACAUAAUGAACAAAUACAAGAUUAACUGUGCCAUUUACCCGGUACAGGACGAGCUUUAUCUGCGACUCUCUGCUAACAUUUAUAACCACAUGGCUGAUUACGAAAAGAUAGCGGAUCUUCUAUGCAAUCUUACCAGGAAAAGUUAAUGACUUCGUUUAGUCUUAG
Messenger RNA from Ostrea edulis (European flat oyster), 2507 nucleotides. RefSeq lists its product as uncharacterized. The record is from RefSeq and is a predicted model, not a curated record. The transcript has 7 exons. The coding region runs from base 1292 to 2488 and encodes 398 amino acids. NCBI's taxonomy places the organism in Eukaryota, Metazoa, Mollusca, Bivalvia, Ostreida, Ostreidae.